Messenger RNA from Mytilinidion resinicola, 1161 nucleotides. Its product is annotated as cytochrome P450. Gene Ontology annotation, molecular function: monooxygenase activity; oxidoreductase activity, acting on paired donors, with incorporation or reduction of molecular oxygen; heme binding. The record is from RefSeq and is a predicted model, not a curated record. The coding region runs from base 1 to 1161 and encodes 386 amino acids. The transcript has 3 exons. NCBI's taxonomy places the organism in Eukaryota, Fungi, Ascomycota, Dothideomycetes, Mytilinidiales, Mytilinidiaceae.
AUGUCGAUCCCAGGCCCACGAUCAACUCUGCCAUACAUCGGCCGGUUUCACGACGUGGAUCGCAACAACCCCAGCCGAUCCAUGAAGAAGUUAAGUGACCAAUACGGUGGUUUAUUCUCGAUGACGCUUAGUGGAGAAACGCAUAUUUGGGUUGGUAGGUCGGAUAUCGCAUUCGACCUGCUGUGCAAGAAUGCCGCUAUAUGCUCCGGAAGAGCGGAUUUGGGCGCGUAUCCGGGUGUAACCAAAGAUUCAGGUACCUUCCUCUACUUGGAAAAUCUGGUCCGGCAACGCAAAUUUACGCAUACCGUCAUCCUCCGGAAUGUCACAAGCAACUUCUCGGGAUACAUUACUCUGGAGGCGAAGCGGUAUUUCUACAACCUAUUAGCCAGGCCUAGCGACUUUCAUUAUGAAUCGUAUCUUUUCUGUGCACGUGUUACGGCUAGGCUAUCUUACGGAUCACCGGGUUCCGCCGAAGCCCAUCUCAGGAAUUCGAGAGAGUUCAUUCACCAGCUCAGUCCUUCAGGCCCGAUAACGAACAUGAUUCCAGCACUAGGGUAUCUUCCAGAAUGGCUAGUUCCAUCGAAACGAGAAGUCCGUGUUCGUCAACGGAGGGAGGCGAAGCUGUGGAUCGGGUUAUACAAGAAGGCGGAGCAGACAUAUGAGGAAGGGGGAGCACCUUUCACGUACGUGAGCGCGUACCUGGAUAGCAAGAGGGAGGGUGGCAAGAACCAAUUAUUCGACGAUGAAAUGGAGGCCAUUUAUACCAUCGGAAUGGUGGGUACGGUAGCGAUUGUGACGAUUGCGGGUGCACUGACGCUCUUCAUAAUGGCUAUGAUCCUCCAUCCAGAAUGGCAGGACAAAGUUCGCGAGAUUGAUGCAGAAUCAGGCGAUAGAUUGGUUGAGUUGAGUGAUGCACCGCGGCUGCCGACGCUGUGGGUUGCGAUAAAAGAGUAUCUGAGAUGGAAGCCCACGGUACCAUUAGAGGAAGACUACUCAUACGAUGGCUACCACUUCCCUAACACGCUGUUGUUCACAUCCUUGACGCUGCCCUUUCCCGCGAACCAAACCGGUAUUAAAAUGCCGAGAGUUAUAACCCGAGUCGAUGGCUGGGCAAAGAGUCUCCUUGGUCCCAGGGACCUUUGGCGCAACAUCUUCGACUGA